Molecule: messenger RNA, 5979 nt
Organism: Rhinolophus ferrumequinum (greater horseshoe bat)
Lineage: Eukaryota; Metazoa; Chordata; Mammalia; Chiroptera; Rhinolophidae
Gene: SLC35B4
Product: solute carrier family 35 member B4
Exons: 10
Coding region: 821-1816 (331 amino acids)
Biological process (GO): transmembrane transport
Cellular component (GO): endoplasmic reticulum membrane; Golgi membrane
Molecular function (GO): UDP-N-acetylglucosamine transmembrane transporter activity; UDP-xylose transmembrane transporter activity
Source: RefSeq, a predicted model, not a curated record
UAUAGGCAUCUGCUCCUCAAAACGUGGGCCAUCAGCAGCACCUGGGAACUUGUUCGAAAUGCAGAAUCUCGGGGCAAACCGCAGGUGUAGUGAACCAGAAUCCACAUUUUAAUUAGAUCCCAUUGUGAUCAUAGCGUUACUAUUCCCAUCUUUACCAAUGAUGAGACUGAGGCUCAAAGAAGUUGCUUGAGAUAGCAGAACUGAUUGGUAGCUGAGCAGAGAUUCAAUUCCAGAACUUCCGGAGUCCAAUGUACUUUUCAAGCGGGAGAAAAGUUCAGUUCAGAGGAAUUUCUACUUUCACUCAAUUCGAGAGAAUUGUUUGAGAUGCUAGAACGCCUCCAACGAUCAAUCACAGGCCUGUAGCCCUAGUGCCGCCAGCUGCGAGUUUGUUCAGACACUGAUGGACGAAUCCCUCUCUGAAGCCUUGGCUUCGUCAGAAACAACAUUGACAGCGUUAGAACUUCACUUCCCAGCAAGCCCCGCGGCUUCCAUCGUGCGACACAUGACGGGCACCCUGUCCCUCCUCUCUAGUGGAGCUGCUCAGCCGAAGAGGGACACGUCCCAGCCUGACGUAAGGGCGCGCGGCAUCCUGGGAUAUGUAGUUUGACCCCGACUAGGACGCCCCCUCGGAUGAAUGGGGCCGAGGCCGACUGCGAACUACAGCUCCUCGGCCGGAGACCACGGCGGCCCCGGAGAAGAGCAGCGCCCUGGGACGGUGGCGAUGUUCUUUGCGGUGGCCGAGGCAGCGGUCCUGCUUCCUGGGAUAGCGAUAUAGGCGGCGUUUCCUCUGCACGCUCGCUCCCCGUCCCUUGCACUGGCCAUGCGCCCGAUCUUUGCGGUGGGCCUGGUUUUCGCAGGUUGCUGCAGUAACGUGAUCUUCCUGGAGCUCCUGGCCAGAAAGCAUCCAGGAUGUGGGAACAUUGUGACAUUUGCACAAUUUUUAUUUAUUGCUGUAGAAGGCUUCCUCUUUGAAGCUGAUUUGGGAAGGAAGCAGCCAGUGAUCCCCAUAAGGUACUACGUCGUCAUGGUAACCAUGUUCUUUACUGUCAGCGUGGUGAACAACUACGCCUUGAAUCUCAACAUUGCCAUGCCUCUGCACAUGAUAUUUCGCUCCGGUUCUCUAAUUGCCAACAUGGUUCUAGGAAUUAUAAUCUUGAAGAAAAGAUACAGUAUAUUCAAAUACACUUCCAUUGCCCUGGUGUCUGUGGGGAUAUUUAUUUGCACUUUCAUGUCUGCAAAGCAGGUGACUUCCCAGUCGAGCUUGAGUGAGGAUGAUGGAUUCCAGGCAUUUGCAUGGUGGUUACUAGGAAUUGGAGCACUGACGUUUGCUCUUCUGAUGUCAGCAAGGAUGGGUAUUUUCCAAGAGACUCUCUACAAACAAUUUGGGAAACACUCCAAAGAGGCUUUAUUUUAUAAUCAUGCCCUGCCACUUCCUGGAUUCAUCUUCUUGGCUUCUGAUAUUUAUGACCACGCCGUUCUAUUCAAUAAGUCUGAAUUAUAUCAAGUCCCGGUCGUUGGUGUGACAAUGCCCAUCAUGUGGUUCUACCUCCUCGUGAAUGUCAUCACUCAGUACGUGUGCAUCCGGGGUGUCUUCAUCCUCACGACGGAAUGCACCUCCCUCACCGUCACACUCGUUGUGACGCUACGCAAGUUUGUGAGCCUCAUCUUUUCCAUCCUGUACUUCCAGAACCCUUUCACUCUGUGGCACUGGCUGGGCACCUUGUUUGUCUUCAUGGGGACCCUCAUGUACACAGAAGUGUGGAACAACCUGGGGCUCCCAAAAAGCCAGUCUCAGAAGGCAGACAAGAAGAACUGAGGUCUGCUGGGAGACCAGUGUCACAAUAAGCCAGGUCCGGUGAAGGUCUGGCUCCCAUUUCACUUUUGUUAAUGCUGAAUUACCCCCAGUAUUGAACCAACCACAUACCAGAGAUUCCUCAGAAGGAGGGGGCUUCUCAGAUUUCACAUGGUGACACAGACCAACAUUUGUGGGCUGUGCUUAGAAACCCCUCAGCCCUGAAUUCUAUGAGUUCAUGGGUGUUUUUCUGUUUUGUUUACCACAAUAGUCAGUACUGUACUUGGUUACUGAAUUCUGAGUCCCCAGAGCUACAGGUUUGAUAUUCACGGUCUUGGACAAGAUUACCCCUUUUGUUGCUGUUCUGAUGAUUCUCUGCCAUAACAGUUAUCAUCAUCCUGUGGCCUCAUCCCUUUGUUCUGUCACCCUUAUACUGUUCAGCAGCGCUUUUCAGUCAGAUGCUCCAGGCAGUAUCAUCAGGAAUAACUAAGUUACCAAGUGAAUUGAAACACCGGUGACAUUAGGGUUGGACUUUGUCCCGCAUGUUGGGAAAGAAGCAGUUGUCCCUGUGAGCUGAGCCCCGGUGCCACUGGAGCAGGACCAGUGGGAACCCUUUUCCAUAGUUUGCUUUUUCCAUUCUCUAUGCAAAAGUUAUAUGCUCUCACAUCUGUUGCUUUCUGUGCUUAGAACAAGCCUGCAGCAUAUCUCUAUGGCACAGUGUUAAUAAGAAAGACAGAACUGCAAAAGAGAGACGUUUUCCCUCGGUCCUCUGCAUGAAGCCCAUGAGCCUAGAGCUGAGAUGGUGAUGGCAGGAUGGCCCUGGUCAGCACCUGGAGAGCUCUAGCUGCCGCCACCCCAGGCACUCACAGGACUGCUUCCAAAUGGGAAGCUUAAAUCUUUGAAAAACUUCUUAACCAAGGAGGCUCAGCUCUGCCUGGCAAUUCUGAGAGAGUUACAAACAGGCUAAUGAGUAGACUAAUAGGGACAGUGGGUGUGGUGCAUAAAUCAGGUCAAAUCAUAACUAAAACGGAAAGGUUUGUUUUUGUUUGUUUUCCUGUAAGGUCUUUUAAUGUUCUUGAUGGGUAUUUGUAUUUACAGGUAGAAUGUAUGUAUUCUAUGGGGUUGUAUGUAUUUUCGUACAGGUAGAAAUGUGCUCCCUGGCUUUUACUAAUCAUUUCAAAUGUUUGGUUUUCCUCCCAUGACAUAAUUUUGAGACAGGAAUGAUGUCAGUGUGGUGGGUGUAGGUGAGUGUGUGCCCUUGUGUAGCUUGUGUGUGAUCAUUUUGGAGGAGAGAGCAUGAAAGCGUUCUUUUAUUUCCUCGUAAUGACAAAGGGGUCAAUCCAAGAAGAGGCUAAAUAACAAUGACAAAUACGUGCCAACAUAGGAGCACCCAAGUAUAUGAACCAAAUAUUAAUGGACGUAAAGGCAGAAAUGAACGGUGACACGAUAAUAGUCGGGAACUUUAAUACCCCACUUACCUCAGUGGAUAGACCAUCUAGACAGAAAAUCAAUAAAGAAAUAAUGGCUUUAAAUGCCACAUUAGCCCAGAUUGACUCAAUAGACAUUUUUAGAACAUAUUAUCCAAACACAGCAUAGUAUACAUUUUUCUCAAGUGCACAUGGAACAUUUUCCAGAACAGCCCACAUAUUAAGCCACAAAUCAAGCCUUAAUAAGUUGAAGAAGAUUGAAAUAAUAUCAAGUAUAUUUUCUGACUACAGUUUCAUGAAACUAGAAAUCAACUACAGAAAGCAAACUGGAAGAAACAAAUAACAUGGAGAAUAAACAACAUGCUACUAAACAACCAGUGGAUCAAAGAGGAAAUCAAAAUUACCUUGAGACAAAUAAAAAUGAAAACACAACUUUGCAAAACUUAUGAGAUAUAGCAAAAGCAGUUAUAAGAGGAAAGUUCAUAGCUAUACAGACCUACCUCAAGAAGUAGGAAAAAAAUCCCAAGUAAAAAUCUAACUUUACAUCUAAAGGAACUAGGGGAAAAAAAAAACAAAAAAAAAAAACCUAAAGUAAGUAGAAGGAAGGAAAUAAUAAAGAUCAGAGUGGAAAUAAAUGAAAUACAGAGUACAAAAAUCAAUAGAAAGAUCAAUGAAACUAAGAACUGGUUCUUUGAAAGGAUAAAUAAAAUUGACAAACCUCUCCAAGGCUCAUCCAGAAAAAAGCCCAAAUAAAAUCAGAAAUGAAAGGGGAGAGAUUACAGUUGAUACCGCAGAAAUACAAAGGACCAUUAGCAAUUAUAUGCCAAUAAAUUCAACAAUCUAGAAUAAAGGGACAAAUUUUCUAGAAGUAUAUAACCUUCUGAGACUGAACCAAGAAAAAAUGCAGAAUCUAAACAGGCUGAUUACUAGCAAUGACACUGAAGCAGUAAUCAAAAAACUACCAACAAAUAAAUGUCCAGCACCAGAUGGUUUCACAUGUGAAUUCUACCAAACAUUCGAAGAAGAAUGAAUACCUAUCCUUCUUAAACUAUUUCAAAAAAUUGAAGAAAGAGGAACGGUUCUACACUCAUUCUAUUAAACCAGCAUUACCCUGACACCAAAAGCAGGCAAAGACGUUACAAGCCAAUAUCCUUGAUAAACAAAGAUGCAAAAAUUCUCAACAAAAUACUAGCAGAUAGAAUCCAACAAUAUGUUAAAAGGAUUAUAUAUCACGAUCCAGUGGGAUUUAAACCAGGGAUACAACGGUGGCUCAACAUCCACAAAACAAUUGGUGUUAUUCAUCACAUCAACAAAACCAAGGAUGAAAAUCAUAUGAUCAUCUCAAUUGAUGCAUAAAAAGCAUGUGACAAAAUUCAACAUCCAUUUAUGAUAAACACUCAACCAAGUGGGUAUAGAAGGCACUUACCUCAACACGAUCAAAGCUGUAUAUGACAAGCCCACAGUUCACAUCUUAUUCGAUGGUGAAAAGCUGAAAGUUGUCGCUCUAAGAUCAGGAACAAGACAAGGAGGUCCAUUCUCACCACUAUUGUUCAAUAUGGAGGUGGUCCAGUGCCCCGAUGCAUCAUCUCCAUCCUGUGUGCAACCGCUGCUUGCGUUUUUGUAGGGGGCUUUGAACAUCUGGUUGUACAGAAUACCAAUAGCCUGGAAUGAAAUAUAUUGAACAAGUUAGAAGAGCAAUGAAGAAAAUAGUCUGCAACCCAGACUUUAAAAUAGCUCUGAGCCCCGUUGGGAGCCAUCUGAAAAUAUCAGAGACUUUAAAUCCUAACCAGCCAGUGGUGCCUAAGGGAAAACUGGAAUUACCCUUAAGAGCAUUUGCAAAUUUAAGGAGUUUGGUUGUUUCUAAUUCUACCUGAGAAGAUGUAUUUAUCCAUGUAUAGCAGGAGGUGUUGGCAAUGGCGCGAACUUCUCCCUGGACUGCAAGCAAAUAACCAAGCAAUCCUGGUGUCAAAGGCUACUUGAGCUGGGAAAUCGAAAGAUGUCUGUUGGACGCCAAUGGGUGGGCUCUUCUAUUAGUGGUCUGGUUAGAUUUCACAUCAUUAUGUCUAACUGAGCAGUGCCAAGCCCAGCUAGUGUUGGAAUUUAAAAGGUACCCUUUGCACCCACAGAAGUCAUGUACUUUGCACCCAGAAUCAUGUACUCAGGUUUACAGAGAGGCAUAAUAAUUUGUUUGUCAUGCAACUAGCUGUUUGUGAAAUUUGUAAUGGUUAAUAGGAUAAAAUCUUUAUGAACAUAUACUAAUAUAUAACAGAUUACACCAAUUGAGCAAGCAGCUCAAAUUUAUAAGGGUAAAGACCCAAUAUCCCUGAAUUUCCAAGCGUACUCAUACAUCUCAGUGCUAACUUGUUUUCACCUAAAUGUUACCCCAUUGGCAAAAAAGAUUUUACAUAUUCCUUCCCUUCCAAUACAUCAUUAUACUUUCAGAGAUGGAAAGGGAACAAUUCAAUUUCUUCACCUUUCUUUUUGCCCAGUCUCAUCAAUCUGAUAUAAUGUUGUUAUGGUGCUUAGGCUAAGGUAGGUGCUCUAAAGAAUCCAAUGAAUUCAGUUAUUUUCUAGGUUCUAGAAUAUUGCUGAUAUUAUACAAUAAGCCUGUCUUCCAGAAAGCCAUGUCUCUGGUUGAAACAUUUCCUGGAUCAGUGAUGGAGGAGUUAAGAUCAGCUGCCAGUGAAAUAAGACUGUUCCCUAAUUGUCAGAUAACAGUUUGAUCUUUUCUGUCAAAAUAAAAGUUCUUAGCAAAUAGGA